CCGCGUUGGAGGGGUCGGGCCUCUGCUGGAGUCGCCUGGUCUGCUGCGUGACGUGGCACACCCAGAUCCUUAAAGUCGGAGCCGGGAGCUACCGCGCCAGUUGCUAAACAGGUCUCCGCCCCGCUAGUUUUAGUGUGCGUUUCCUUGGACAGCGUCGGCCAGCGAGCCGUCUUGACUAGCCUGUUUCCCGUCAGCUCUCUUCCCCUCCGCUGUUUGUCGCUGUGUCGGGAGCGUAAAAGGCGAAGGCCCGGGGACAGGCCAGAACCCUGGCCAGAACCCUUCUUGUGCCCCUCUCAAGUGCCACUGCCACCAUGGGCCUCACCAUCUCCUCGCUCUUCUCCCGCCUCUUCGGCAAGAAGCAAAUGCGUAUUUUGAUGGUUGGAUCAGAUAAGGGUGUGGACGUGGGGAAAACGAACUCUUGGAAGCGGACAGCGCUCGGUGGCACAGGCCCUGAGUUUGAUUCGUGGUAUCCCAAAACAACAAAAACCAAACAUUUUAUUGAAGCAAUUUUUCCCCAGGGUCUUAUUUUUGUGGUAGAUAGCAAUGAUCGUGAAAGAAUUCAGGAAGCCGCAACCGUACUACAGAAUAUGCUUCAGGAAGAUGAGCUGCAGGAUGCAGUGCUGCUGCUUUUUGCAAACAAACAGGAUUUGCCAAAUGCUAUGGCCAUCAGUGAAAUGACAGAUAAGUUGGGCCUUCAGUCUCUUCGUAACAGAACAUGGUAUGUUCAAGCCACUUGUGCCACACAAGGAACGGGUCUGUAUGAAGGACUGGACUGGCUGUCAAACGAGCUUUCAAAACGUUAAGUGAAACUGGAUAUCUGACCACGGACACAUUUGAUAGAAUUGGUCUAGGCUUGUUACAACACAAUUAGUUUGCAUUUUGGUUAUUAAACAAUAUCUGGGACUGGUUUGGGCAGAACAUUACAGCCUUUACACCAUUUUGUGGCCAGUUAUUGUUUACCAAGUACAGUGUUGCC
Messenger RNA from Heterocephalus glaber (naked mole-rat), 976 nucleotides. The record is from RefSeq and is a predicted model, not a curated record. NCBI's taxonomy places the organism in Eukaryota, Metazoa, Chordata, Mammalia, Rodentia, Bathyergidae.